Messenger RNA from Drosophila busckii, 745 nucleotides. RefSeq names its product DNA replication complex GINS protein SLD5 (gene Sld5). Lineage: Eukaryota; Metazoa; Arthropoda; Insecta; Diptera; Drosophilidae. The record is from RefSeq and is a predicted model, not a curated record. Gene Ontology annotation, biological process: double-strand break repair via break-induced replication; DNA-templated DNA replication. Gene Ontology annotation, cellular component: GINS complex. The transcript has 3 exons. Bases 26 to 715 code for a protein of 229 amino acids.
UUUACUUUUUCGGAAUAUUAUAACCAUGUCGGAAAGCGAAGUAGCUUUGAACGAUCAGGAUGCAAGCACUGAGGCUGAUUUGGCAGGCGCCUACGAAGAAGAUGAUGAUGAAGAUGCUGAGCCAAUUACUGCUCAAAAAGUCUUGGAGAUAUUGGAGACUGCUUGGACGAAUGAAAUGUGUGCGCCGGAAUUGCUGCAGCAUCAAACGGAUAUGCUGGAGCUAAUGCUAUCACAGGUAGCGCAUAUGGAGGAGCAAAUGAGAGACUUGGAGAAAAAUGACUUUCGUUAUGUAGUGCAUCAAAUGGAACUGGAACGUAUACGCUACAUAAUGACAAGCUACUUGCGUUGCCGGCUGCAAAAAAUUGAAACAUUUACCCAGCACAUACUCAACCAAGAAGCGGCUCGUGAGCCAGCCGAUAAGCGUCUAUCGCCAGAAGAAGCCAAAUUCGCACAAGAAUUUGCUACGCAUAUGGAUGAAUAUUUCCACAAAGUGGCCACACAGUAUAUGCCCAGCCAGCAGCGAGGCGAAGCGGAACAGCGUAUUGUAACGCCUAAUCUUAUGAGCCAUGUAUUUCUCAAGGCCAAUGUGGCAGUUUCUGGCGUCAUUGUGGGCGUUGAUGAUGAGGAAGUUGAUCUGACGCCGGGCUCACAACAUAUUAUACCCUAUCAGCUAGUAGCUGAUCUCAUACAAAAAAAUCAAGCGCAACUCAUUUAAAUAUAUAUAUUAAUUACCAAUAACCAUAAU